AAUCUCGUCAAUAUCUUUGUGAAGAGCUUCAAUAUCAUCAUUUGCAUAUUAAAAAUUGUAAAUUUUGUAUGUAGCAGAAGUUAUUCCAGAAUAUUUCUAAAAUUAUAUGAUUGUCAGCUGGAAUUUGAAAGGAAUAAAAUAUCAACAGUCACAAAAUUACAAUACAUAGCAACAUCAUUGUGUGCGAUUUUUCAUAUCAUAUUUAUGGCAUUUGCUAUCUGUUAUUCUUUACACCUUUCAUCAUAUCGACUACAAUUCUAUCAAGCUGGA
This is a messenger RNA of Clunio marinus, 270 nucleotides long. Lineage: Eukaryota; Metazoa; Arthropoda; Insecta; Diptera; Chironomidae. The record is from the annotation of a GenBank genome assembly.